Molecule: messenger RNA, 987 nt
Organism: Tetrahymena thermophila SB210
Lineage: Eukaryota; Ciliophora; Oligohymenophorea; Hymenostomatida; Tetrahymenidae
Product: leucine carboxyl methyltransferase
Exons: 7
Biological process (GO): methylation
Molecular function (GO): methyltransferase activity
Source: RefSeq, a predicted model, not a curated record
AUGGAUAAUAACUAUAGCGUUGAAGAUACAAAUGCAGAAGCUAUGGCAAGCAAGCUUUCCGCAGUGCAUAAAGGAUACUUUUAGGAUAAUUUCGCAGAGGAGUUCGUUCACACUUAGGGAAGAAAAGAUAUUAUAAUUCAUAGAGGAUAUUGGUCAAGAGUUAACAUUUUUACUCUCUUAAUUGAGAGAUUCCUUUUAAACUCAAAAAAUGAGAAAAAGUAAAUUAUUUCCCUUGGUUGCGGAUACGAUACACACUACUAUAUCCUAAGAGAAAGCAAAUAGUUUAAGGAUCUUGAUUUUCAUUAUGUAGAAAUCGAUUUGAUUAAUGUAGUCAAAAAUAAGAUUAAAAGAAUACAAAAUUCUAACAAAAUCAAAUAAGUGAUUGGUGAGUUCACUCUUGAUGAUGCUAAAUCUUCUCUUCAUGCCAAAAAUUAUUCUCUUUAUCCUUCUGAUAUAACUAAGAUAGAUGAGUUCAAAGAAAAUCUAGUUAAAUGUGGAAUUGACUUUUCUGUUCCUACUUUUAUAUUUGCUGAGUGUGUAAUGACAUACAUAGAAAGUAAAUUUUCAGAUGAACUAUUGAAAUCAAUAGCUUCUACUUUUGACUUAGCUUAUUUCUCAAGUUAUGAAAUGUUUAACCCUAAUGAUCCCUUUGGCAAAAUGAUGGUCAAAAACUUCGAUAGAAAAGGGUGUCCUUUAGUUGGCAUUCAUGAUUAUCCCACCAUAGAAUCAUAGCAUGAAAGAUUGACUAAACUAGGAUUCAAUACAAAUGAAGUGUAUCAUAUGCUAGAUAUUUAUAAUAAGUUUACAGAUUAAAAUGAAAGAAAAAGAAUUGAAAAACUUGAAAUGAUGGAUGAGUUUGAGGAGUGGAUUAUUAUGUAAUAGCAUUACUUCUUAAGUUUAGCUGUAAGGAUAAGCAAAACCGCUCAUGACAACCCUUAACUUUAAGAAUUAAUAAAUAAUUUAAAAAUUAAUACACAACACCAUUGA